GUGUUAAUGCAGAUUCCGCCAUUACCGACAUGUCCAUUUUCUUCAAUUAGAUAGGUUAUGUUACAUUUUACGCGAUCAGCGUCGGAACUCUAGGAGCAGGUUGGCCAAGUUGGAAGCUUUCGGCGUCUACGGAAAUGAAUUGACCUUCCGAUCGGCAUCGAAAUCCACUUGUGAGGGGGAUCAGGACGCGGUAAUUCCUGGUUGACGAAUAUCGCGAUUCCGCGAUGGAGGAGGACGGCGCCUCCGAUCCGGUCGUCAAGGAGAUUCCCGUAUUCUUGUCGAAAACCCUCGCCGAGAAGCUUUUCAUCUUCCAAUACCCUCUACGGUCGUCGCGUGGCGGAUUCGACAACUUCAACAUCUCCAAGUCCUCCAUAAAGCCGGAAAACCAGGAAGUACGACUCGAGGUUUCCCUCGACACCGACAAUGUCAAUUACGAUCACAGCAAGGGGGAACAGAUCGCCCUCAAUGUCGACGGUGCUCUGAAACACGAUCAGGAAGGCGAAAGAGCAUUCGACAGUCACAUUAUGGACAAAACAGUUCUUCAUUCCAUGCGCGCUCUUCCCGACUGUUCAAACUAUGCUGUUGGGGUAUUCCAGGACGGAGAGCUGCACCUAACGCCACUGAAAGGCGUGGUUCAAAUGCGUCCGCAAUUCCAUUACCUGGACAAGAGCGACAAGAGAGUGAAGGACGAGGCUAAAGUGGCUGGAGAAGAGGCUGAAGACGAAGAGGAGACUGUCAAGCAGGUGAACGUAACAUUUGCUAGACAGGAGCCAGAGUUUUUGAAAAAAAUGCGGGAACAGUCGUUUCAACAUCAUACUAAAAAGAGCUUAGAGGAGCGGUGGAUUCACACAGAAUAUGUUACACCCACUUCUGGAAAGGCAGAGUUGACUAGGAUGGAAAUGAUUUCUGCUUCGACCGAGGACUCUGUCAAUACUCUGAAUCUAAGUAGUGAAAAGUACCUCUCACUCUUGGCUCCGCCGCCGAAAGAGGAUGAAAUCGUAAAGGCUGCUGUUCCCAACCCGACCAUGUCUCUGAAAUAUAUUCGCACACUGCCGCUUCUCGAUCAGAUACGAAUAUUCGUGAAGGAUGCAAAAGUCAUGGCAUUCUCCCAGCUGCGAAUUCUUCUCUCCAGCGGGCACGAUCCCGCCGCCGUGCUGAAGUACCUUCAACAAGUAGCAGUGCUGGUUCAAGGAAAUUGGAUCGUAAACAGCGAGCUGGUUUAUCCAAAGGACACAAUUUCCUCGCACAACGGGAUCCCCUCCGACUUGAUGUGUCGAGCCCGGGAUUACGUCCUUUUGGCGUUCACCGAAUCUCAGCAUAUCGAUCGCAAGACUAUAUCUUCGGUUGUAAAAUUACCAUCCGAAGAGGUGACUGAAAUAUUUACAAAUCUUGCCCGUCAUCAGACUAAGAAAGGAUGGACUCUAAUCCUGCCUCGAAAUCAAGAUUUUUUGGACAGACAUCCGGAAAUUGCUCAGAGACAGGAAAUGUUGUGGGAGGCAAAGCGAAAGCACCUAAGAGAGGCAAUGGAGCCUCACAAUCAGCCGCCUCAGCGACAAAGGCGAAAGUCGAACAGGGAAUCGAUCGGCUCUGAAAACGAGGAAAGAAACGUAGGCCGAGGUAGAAAAACCCUGAGGGAUUCUUCGGUAUCCGAUAACGACAGCUCCGCCGAAAAUGCCAAGCAGAAAAAAAUUAACAGGUCCAGAAAAUCGUCCGAGACAACGUGACCUAGGCUGACAUGAAUCGUAUCGUCGAAGAUCAGUAUCGAUCGAAGCGAGUGUUGAUAUUACUGCCACCGCCGGAAGUCCUGUCAAUAAUUAUUGUAUGUAAAACUAUUUAUUUUUAAUCGGGGAGUAUUGUUUGAUAUCAUUUGUAUAAAGAAGAAAAAAAGAGACGAAUUUUCCACACUCCGUCAUCAUUUUUACUGAUGCUACUCACACAAUUGUUAUUAUUAUUGUUAUUGUUAUCAUCGUUUUGAAAUGCGUCGGUGUCAAUAUCUACUGUAGCGUAACAUUCGAGAGCUACGUAGUUAAGUUUUUAAGAUUACGCAUGCACAGUUUAGUUUUUAUAGAAGGAAUUUUA
Messenger RNA from Diprion similis, 2079 nucleotides. RefSeq names its product DNA-directed RNA polymerase III subunit RPC5 (gene Polr3E). Gene Ontology annotation, cellular component: RNA polymerase III complex; nucleus. Gene Ontology annotation, biological process: DNA-templated transcription. NCBI's taxonomy places the organism in Eukaryota, Metazoa, Arthropoda, Insecta, Hymenoptera, Diprionidae. The record is from RefSeq and is a predicted model, not a curated record. The coding region runs from base 225 to 1724 and encodes 499 amino acids. The transcript is spliced from 9 exons.